Messenger RNA from Gracilinanus agilis (Agile Gracile Mouse Opossum), 2584 nucleotides. It is a transcript of the gene IFT88, whose product is annotated as intraflagellar transport 88. NCBI's taxonomy places the organism in Eukaryota, Metazoa, Chordata, Mammalia, Didelphimorphia, Didelphidae. The coding region runs from base 74 to 2449 and encodes 791 amino acids. Gene Ontology annotation, biological process: intraciliary transport; inner ear receptor cell stereocilium organization; kidney development. The record is from RefSeq and is a predicted model, not a curated record. The transcript is spliced from 27 exons. Gene Ontology annotation, molecular function: kinesin binding. Gene Ontology annotation, cellular component: centriole; ciliary basal body; non-motile cilium.
GUUUCCCGGGAAAGCCGCUGCUUCCUCCCUCUUUUCCCGAGGGGACUUCCGCCCCUUUCCCCGGGAGGUACAAAUGAUGCAAAAUGUGCACCUGGCUCCAGAGACUGAUGAAGAUGAUCUUUAUUCUGGUUACAAUGAUUACAAUCCAACCUAUGAUACUGAGGAAUUGGAAAAUGAUACAGCUUUUCAGCAGGCUGUGAGAACUAGUCAUGGCAGAAGACCUCCAAUAACUGCCAAAAUACCCAACACAGCAGCAACUCGACCGAUAGCCACUGGAUAUGGGUCAAAAACAUCACUGACUUCAUCAUUGGGAAGGCCAAUGACAGGGGCCAUUCAGGAUGGCGUUGCUCGCCCUAUGACAGCAGUAAGAGCAGCUGGUUUCACGAAAGCAGCUUUAAGAGGUUCUGCUUUUGACCCUCUUGGUCAGUCCAGAGGCCCAGCUCCUCCAUUAGAAGCCAAAAAUGAAGACAGUCCAGAAGAAAAGAUUAGACAACUAGAAAAAAAAGUAAAUGAAUUGGUAGAAGAAAGCUGUAUCGCCAAUAGUUGUGGAGACUUAAAAUUGGCCCUAGAAAAAGCAAAAGAUGCAGGAAGAAAGGAGAGAGUAUUGGUGAGACAACGUGAACAAGUGACAACUCCUGAAAACAUCAAUUUGGACUUAACUUACUCAGUUCUUUUCAAUUUAGCCAGUCAGUAUUCAGCUAAUGAAAUGUAUGCUGAAGCACUAAACACAUAUCAAGUUAUAGUGAAGAAUAAAAUGUUUAGCAAUGCAGGAAGACUGAAGGUAAAUAUGGGAAAUAUUUAUUUAAAACAGAGAAAUUAUUCCAAAGCCAUCAAAUUCUAUCGAAUGGCUCUAGACCAAAUCCCAAGUGUUCAUAAAGAGAUGAGGAUUAAAAUAAUGCAAAACAUUGGUGUUACAUUUAUCAAAACUGAUCGGGAAAAAAUGAAGAAAGCUUUCCAAAAACUGAUUGCUGUUCCAUUAGAAAUUGAUGAAGAUGACAAAUAUAUUUCACCAAGUGAUGAUCCCCAUACUAACUUAGUGAUUGAAGCUAUAAAAAAUGAUCAUCUAAGACAAAUGGAGCGGGAAAGGAAAGCUAUGGCAGAAAAAUACAUCAUGACAGCAGCUAAACUCAUUGCUCCUGUAAUAGAAACAUCUUUUGCUAUAGGAUAUGAUUGGUGUGUUGAAGUAGUAAAAGCUUCUCAGUAUGUAGAACUUGCAAAUGAUCUGGAAAUAAAUAAAGCAAUUACAUACUUGAGGCAAAAGGACUUUAACCAAGCUGUGGAAACUUUAAAAAUGUUUGAAAAAAAAGACAGUCGAGUUAAAAGUGCAGCUGCGACCAACCUUUCAUUCCUUUAUUAUUUGGAGAAUGAAUUUACCCAAGCCAAUAGCUAUGCAGAUUUAGCUGUGAACUCUGAUAGAUACAAUCCUUCAGCUCUCACUAAUAAGGGAAAUACUGUUUUUGCAAAUGGAGAUUAUGAGAAAGCAGCAGAAUUUUAUAAGGAAGCCCUGAGAAAUGACUCCUCUUGUACUGAAGCACUUUAUAAUAUUGGUUUAACAUAUAAGAAGCUGAACCGCCUAGAUGAGGCUUUGGAUUGUUUCCUGAAACUUCAUGCAAUUCUACGAAACAGUGCCCAAGUUCUUUACCAAAUAGCAAACGUAUAUGAAAUAAUGGAAGAUCCAAACCAGUCUAUUGAGUGGUUGAUGCAGUUGAUCAGUGUGGUUCCAACUGAUUCCCGCGCCUUAUCCAAACUAGGAGAACUAUAUGAUAAUGAAGGAGAUAAAUCCCAAGCUUUUCAGUAUUAUUAUGAGUCAUAUCGGUAUUUCCCUUCUAACAUUGAAGUCAUUGAGUGGCUUGGAGCCUAUUACAUUGAUACCCAAUUCUGUGAAAAAGCCAUUAAGUACUUUGAAAGAGCUGCUCUUAUUCAGCCCACCCAAGUGAAAUGGCAGCUAAUGGUUGCUAGUUGCUAUAGAAGAAGUGGUAACUACCAAAAAGCUUUAGAUACUUAUAAGGAGAUUCACAGAAAAUUUCCAGAAAAUGUUGAAUGUCUGCGCUUCUUAGUUCGCCUCUGUACAGAUAUUGGACUAAAAGAAGUUCAAGAAUAUGCAACAAAACUCAAGAGAUUGGAAAAAAUGAAGGAAAUAAGGGAACAGCGCAUAAAGUCUGGCAGAGACAGCACUGGCAGUUCUCGUAGCAAAAGAGAGGGAAGUGCGGGCAGCGAUAGUGGCCAGAACUCUAGUACCAGUAGCAAAGGUGAGCGUCUGAGUGCCAAAUUACGAUCUUUACCGGGGACAAAUGAACCUUAUGAAAGUAGCAGUAACAAAGAAAUAGAUGCCUCAUAUGUGGAUCCACUGGGUCCACAAACAGAAAGACCAAAAACUGCAGCCAAAAAACGAAUUGAAGAGGAUGAUUUUGCUGAUGAAGAAUUAGGAGAUGACUUGCUUCCUGAGUAAUGUGUAUUUUAGUGUAAUUUACUAGAGUGGAUGAAUCUCCUUACAAGAAAACAUUCAUGUUAACUUUUUGAUAACAUAACUUAUAUUUAAUUUUGUAUUAAGUCAAAUUUGGUAAAAUUUAAAGCUUAAAUAAAA